UUCACAUCUCAGUCCUGCAGAUGGCAGUAAUGCAGUAAGAGUGCAAGCUACCCAUACACUCAACAGUAGAAGAAGACUGGAAUUAAGCGGGACUUUGCGCGAGUUUAAAUCGAGUAAGGAUUUUUGUUAUUGUGCUUGAAGGACAACAUUCGAACAGGAAUGGGGUCACAAGACGAACUUCACGACUUGGAAGAGUCCCUUAACUCGUUGGUUCAACUAAUCAAUAGCAGUCAUGUUGAGGAAGGAAUGCAAGGUAUACGAGGUAAAGUACAACAGCUGUAUGAUCACCACAUCGACACAGAAAAGACCACAACCCAGCUCCUAAACGACCUUAUCCAGUCGGAGGAAAGAGUUGGACAAACGCUUCUGGAUCUGGAGAGCCAUAGAAAUAAGAGAACGGAGGAACUAGAAAUGCUUCAGCAUGAAAUCCAAAAGAAGCAAACCCAAAGCAUGAAUCUGGAGUCAGAGAUGCAGUUCCUGCAGAGGGAGCUAGAGCGCUUGCGUGAGUCGGAGCAGGAGAUGCAGGCCAUGCAGCAGGAGGUGGAUGAGGACACCACAGAGGUUAUCCCCUCUGCCAUAUACCUUGCUCAGCUCUACUACAAGGUCACUAAGAUCAAGCUGGAGAUGGAUGGGGAUCCAAAAAUUCUAAAAGGAGUUCACUAUGGGAAAGACCUGGUUACCCCCAUCAACAUCGACACCUCCCAGCUCUCACCAUGUGCUGUCAGUGAUCAACUAUGGAAUCUUGUCAGCACUGAAUGGAACUAAUUUUGUCUGAACUUUGUCGUCUCUGAUCUGUCUGUCAUGUCCAUUGUGUCCUUUUUCUUUGUUUUUAAUGUGAAAUAAAUGUCACAAAAGGUCUA
Molecule: messenger RNA, 860 nt
Organism: Clupea harengus (Atlantic herring)
Lineage: Eukaryota; Metazoa; Chordata; Actinopteri; Clupeiformes; Clupeidae
Gene: spc24
Product: SPC24 component of NDC80 kinetochore complex
Biological process (GO): chromosome segregation
Cellular component (GO): Ndc80 complex
Molecular function (GO): microtubule binding
Source: RefSeq, a predicted model, not a curated record